AUGCAAAAAGUAUUGUUUGUUGUCCUAAUAGCCCUUGCAGGAUGUUUCUGUUGGGAGGAAGAAAUUGAAAAGUCAACUCGUCCUCCACUAUUAUGCCUUAUAGCUUGUCCAAAGUGUCCACCUAUAACUUGUCCUGAAGGUACCAAAGUCGGAUACUAUUCUUCUGUUUGCCAAUGCUGUCCGACUUGUGUGAUUUCCGAAGGAGACGAUUGUCCCUGGACGGGCCCUGAACCACCCUCUGGAAAGGUUCGAUGUGAAGUUUACACAGAAUGUUGCGAGGGAGUUUGCACUAAGGGAGACUGUGUAACUGAGUCUACUUCAGAGUCUACUGAGUCUACAGAUUCUUCAACCACAGAGCCAUCAACGACGACAGAUUCAGAAUAAAUAAGU
Ceutorhynchus assimilis (cabbage seed weevil) is the source of this 390-nucleotide messenger RNA. The record is from the annotation of a GenBank genome assembly. Lineage: Eukaryota; Metazoa; Arthropoda; Insecta; Coleoptera; Curculionidae.